CUAUGUCAGAGAUUCUAUACCCCUUCCUUAUUGCUGACGAUUGCGCAUUUAACUACGCUGUCGAUUCACCAAAAAACUAAACAUGGCUGCGAAUUACAUUUACGUCGAUUUGUAGAUCCGUCAAAUAACAAACUUAACCCUAUCUAGUGGAAAAUUGUGAUAUUCUAACCUAGACAAAGUGAAUUUUCAAGAAUAGUGCAUUGAAAGUGUAGAUAUUUCUCUGUUUUUACUUCAGUUUAAGCUUAUAGACUUCUUUUCGUCUUAUUUAGUACAAAAUGGCGGCUGACCGUGCUCUUCAAAGAGCAAUUUGUAACUAAGUUACAUUUUAUUUCUUUUAUUUGAAACUUACACUUAUUUUAACGUUAUGAUAAUAUUUAGUAAUGUUUAUAGUGUUUAUUGAAAUAAUUUUAAACAAGGUUUUCUGCCAUAAAACACUAGAAAAUAUUAAAUUCCAGUUGGAAAAUGCCAGAAAUGGGUGAUGCAUCUGACUCAGACAAUUCUGCAUCAGGUUCAGAGAAUGGCAGUAAGAGUGAAUCUUCCAGUAACAAUUCAGGGAGCGGAUCUGGGUCAUCUUCUUCUGACGGUUCAGAUAGUGGGGCAGAAAAUGUAGAAAAAGUAGAAAAUGGCUCUUUCCACAAGGAAGAAGUUAAUGAUAAUGAAAAUGAAAAUAGUCAAGACACAAAUCAUUCAAAUUCACCUAGUCCAGAUACAUCGAGACUAGAUACUUCAAAAGAGUCAGAGAAAAGUUCCGAUUCCUCAAACAUCAGAAGAUCCAUAAGGACGCGAAAAGAACCGGAAAGACUACAAAGUAGAGAUAGUGACCGAACUAGUAGUGAUAAAACUAGCAGUAGCAAAAGUGAGGAGUGGAAGUACAAUGACGCGAGUUCCUCUGAAUCGGACGAAGAAAAAGAGAAACCGCCCCCCAGCAAAAGGGUCGGCGUUAGAUCUCGUGCUCCUGUGAUAAAAAAAAAGGUUGUUAAGAAAAAACGAAAUAAAUAUAGUUCUGAAGACGAUGAUGAUGAUGAAGAAUCUAGUGAGGAAGACAGCGAUGAUGAGAGUAGGAGGUCUGUGGCGCGAAGGAAAGCCACUGCUGUUAGUUAUAAGGAAGAUAGUGAAGAAAAGACAGAUUCUGAAGAUUUAUUAGAAGUAGAAAAUGAACCAGUGGAACCUGUUCCUGAAGAGAAGUGUGAAACUAUCGAGAAAAUUUUAUCAUGUAGACGAGGGAAAAAAGGAGUGACUGGUAAUAUCACAACAAUUUACUAUGUGGAAGAAAACGGUGAUCCGAAUGCAGGUGUCAGUGAAAAAGAUGAAGAAAACACGGAAGAACAAUAUUUCAUUAAAUGGAAAGAUUGGGCACAUAUACACAACACGUGGGAAUCUGAAAGGAGUCUGAGAGAGCAAAAAGUCAAGGGGCUCAAAAAAUUAGAAAACUUUCAGAAAAAGGAACACGAAAUUCAACAAUUAUUACAUUAUUCCACGCCUGAAGACGUCGAGUAUUAUGAAUGUCAGAUGGAAUUGACGCAAGAUCUGUUAAAAAGUUACAAUGAAGUUGAAAGGAUCAUAGCUAAAUACAACAAACCAGACGGUGGUACGGAUUAUUACAUAAAAUGGCAAAGUCUUCCAUAUGCCGAUUCAACGUGGGAAGAUUCAGUGCUGAUUCAGCGAAAAUGGCCGGACAAAAUUGCCGAAUUCGAAACGCGAGAACAAUCCAGUAUGACUCCAACUAGGCAUUGUAAAGUACUUAAAUAUAGACCUAAAUUUCACGAAGUUAAGACCCAACCGGAAUACAUGAUGGGUAAAGAAAAGACUCUGGUACUGAGAGACUAUCAAAUCCAUGGUCUGAACUGGAUGAUCCAUUCAUGGACCAAAGAGAAUUCCGUUAUUUUAGCCGACGAAAUGGGACUUGGUAAAACAAUUCAGACAAUAUGCUUUCUGUACUAUCUCUUCAAUACGCACCACCUGCACGGCCCAUUUUUGUGCGUCGUACCGCUGUCUACAAUGACGUCUUGGCAGAGGGAGUUUUUUCAGUGGGCUCCAGAUUUAAACUUUGUUACCUAUUUGGGAGACGUCCAAUCUAGGGAAACGAUCCGUCAAUACGAGUGGUGUUUUGAAGGAUCCAAAAGAUUAAAAUUUAACGCAGUUUUGACAACAUACGAGAUUGUUUUGAAAGAUAAAGCAUUUUUAGGUAGCUUAAGUUGGGCUGUACUUUUAGUUGAUGAAGCUCAUAGAUUAAAAAAUGAUGACUCAUUGCUUUACAAAGCUUUAAUGGAAUUCGACACCAAUCACAGGCUACUUAUUACGGGUACACCAUUGCAAAAUAGUUUGAAAGAAUUGUGGGCUCUUCUGCAUUUUAUUAUGCCUGGAAAGUUCAAUGUUUGGGAAGAUUUCGAAAAAGAACAUGACAAUGCGGCAACCAAAGGUUAUGGCAAGCUUCACAGACAACUUGAACCCUUUAUUCUUAGAAGGGUUAAGAAAGACGUAGAAAAAUCCCUACCAGCAAAAGUAGAGCAAAUCCUUAGAGUAGAAAUGACUUCGAUCCAAAAGCAGUACUACAAAUGGAUUUUAACAAAAAAUUUCAACGCCUUGAGAAGAGGUGUCAAAGGUUCUUCGACCACUUUCCUCAACAUCGUCAUCGAACUAAAGAAAUGCUGUAAUCACUCAUUUUUAAUCAAACCCAGCGAUAAUGAACUGAUCAAUACUCAGCAAGAUAUGCUCCAGCAAUUGCUAAGAGGCUCUGGAAAAUUAGUGCUGCUAGACAAACUGCUGAUUAGGUUACGUGGUACCGGCCAUCGGGUACUUAUUUUCUCUCAGAUGGUCCGAAUGUUGGACAUCCUAGCCGAGUAUCUGCAACUACGGCAUUUUCCUUUCCAACGGCUGGACGGAGGCAUCAAAGGAGAGUUAAGACGACAGGCUUUGGACCAUUUCAAUGCUGAUGGGUCUCAGGAUUUCUGCUUCCUGUUAUCGACCCGCGCCGGUGGGUUGGGAAUUAAUCUAGCUACUGCUGAUACUGUGAUAAUUUUCGAUUCUGAUUGGAACCCCCAGAACGAUCUUCAGGCACAAGCUAGAGCUCACCGAAUUGGUCAGAAGAACCAAGUUAAUAUUUAUAGAUUGGUGACUGCAAGGUCCGUGGAAGAAGAGAUCGUGGAACGUGCUAAGCAAAAAAUGGUCCUGGAUCAUUUGGUUAUCCAAAGAAUGGACACAACUGGUCGCACUGUGCUAGACAAAAAAUGUUCCACAAACAACAAUCCCUUCAACAAGGAAGAUCUGACGGCCAUAUUGAAAUUCGGCGCUGAGGAAUUGUUUAAAGAUGAAGAUGAAGACGAGGAACCCAACUGUGAUAUUGAUGAAAUUCUGAGACGUGCUGAAACCAGGGACGAUGCACCGGCUAUGACGGGAGACGAACUUCUGUCUGCCUUCAAAGUCGCCAGUUUCGCAGCGUUCGAAGAAGACGCUGAACCAUCUCCUGUCAACAAUAACACCGCUGACGAUGAGAGCAAAGACUGGGAUGAAAUCAUUCCGGAAAAGCUCAGAAAAAAAGUUGAAGACGAGGAGAAAAACAAGGAAAUGGAAGAUCUGUAUUUGCCACCUAGGAGCAGGAAGACCUUGCAGCAAAUCAAUCAGUCCGAAAGCGACGGCGAAGAGGGCAAAGGAAGGAAGAGAGGCAAGAAAGAUGGCGACGAAUCUGUCGGAUCUUCUGGUGAAGAAUCUGACGAGGAACGGCCAAAAAGGCGCGGAAGAACCUCUACCAAGGAGAAAAUCAAGAACUUUACCGACGCUGAGAUUAGACGGUUUGUGAAAAGUUACAAGAAAUUCACCGCUCCUUUGAAGCGGUUAGAAGCCGUGGCUUGUGAUGCGGAAUUGCAAGAAAAGCCUCUUGCGGAAUUGAAGAAAUUGGGUGAAAUGCUGCAUGAUAGAUGCCGGGCGUUUAUGAACGAGCAAGCCAAAGAAAACACUGAAUCUAACACGCAGGAUGAACACAAGGGUCGUAAGAGAGGACCAUCCUUCAAAUUAGGAGGCGUAUCCGUCAAUGCCAAGACAAUGAUGGCUUGUGAAGAAGAACUAGAACCUCUGGAUGAAGUGAUACCAUCUGAUCCAGAAGAAAGGACCAGAUGGAGCUUUGAUGCUAAGACAAAAUCAGCACAUUUCGACGUGGAAUGGGGCACCAAAGAGGACACCAAAUUACUGAAGGGUAUAUACAUUUACGGGCUGGGAUCCUGGGAGCAAAUUAAGAUGGAUCACUUGCUUGGUAUCGGAGAUAAAAUAUUCCUUAAUAAUGAGGAAAAGAAACCUCAAGGCAAGCACUUACAAUCAAGGGCCGAAUACUUACUGAAGGUAAUGAAAAAGCAAUUGGAUCAGAAGAAGGGCGUGCAGAAACCCAAACGGCAGCGGAAAAAGGACACAAAGGUAUUAACCAAAGAGAUUAUCGAAGAUGAUUUGAGUUCCAAUGACGAAUCAACGGCGCAAAGCGUCUCCGUCACCACACCGUCAGCGCCGGUGGUCAAAAAGGCUGCAAAAGCGCAGGUCAAGAAGGAGAAGGAAGACAGGGGGGAGGAAUAUCUCACUGAGAAGAAGGAAAAGAAGGAGAAGAAAAAGAAGGAAAAGAAGGCUUCUGGUCCGAUGCAUUUCUCCACCAACGAGCCCAUAGCGUUAAAUAUUCUGGGGGGUUUGGAUCCGACGAUAUUCAACGAGUGCAAGGAGAAAAUGCGACCCGUGAAGAAAGCUUUAAAAGCUUUGGAUAAUCCCGAUCAGUCGCUGUCUGAGACAGAGCAAGUGCAGCACACUAGAGAUUGUUUGGUGCAGAUUGGCGAGCAGAUCAAUAUGUGCUUGAAACAAUACACUGAUCCGGAAAAGGUCAAAGAAUGGAGGAGCAACUUAUGGUAUUUUGUAUCAAAAUUUACCGAAUAUGAUGCCAAAAAAUUAUAUAAAUUAUAUAAGAGAGCAUGCAAGAAAACCGAGAAAUUAGACAGGAAAGAAAAGGAGAAAGAAGAAGGUGGCGCUUCAACUAGCAGUGAAAAAAUCAAAAUGAGAAUACCCAAAAGCGAUUCCAAAGAAACGAAAGAGCACAAAAGGAAGCAUGAAAGUGAUGUUGAAAAGGAAGAAAGCAAAAAGCACCAUUCUGAAAGGAAAGAGAGGCGAGAAAAGAACGUUGAAAGAGAGAAGGAGAAGGAAAGAAAAAGACAGCGAGAUGAGACCAGUGAAGAUGACGAGUACCGCUUUAAUAGGCAUAGAAAACCCGGUAGUUCCCAGAAAGUUUUCCGUCACGAACAGACCCACUCUGAACAAGAUAGGUGGAACGUUCAGCAACGUGAGAGGUUCCAGGGUGAUCACAAAAGACAGGACUAUCACCGACAACAAGGAUUCCAGAGAGAAAGGGACUAUCAACGUUCUGAAAAAAGGUCUCCAGAGAAAGAUUGGAGGCAGUAUCCUAGGGGCAGGGAGAUGAUGCAGUUGAUGCCCAACCAAGCCAUGUUUUACCCUGGGUUUUCACAAGGCGGACCCAUGUACCCACCCGAACAGCAAUUUCCUAGAGAUAGAUUUUUGGGAGAUUGGAGACCGCCUGAUCGAAACUACAGAUAUGACAGGCGUCAGCAAUAGUUUUAUUUUUAAUUAGUUAUUUUUUUUUAAGUUAUUACAGAUGAGUAAAUGUUAAAAUGUGCGUUAUUUGAAAAGUUGCAUGGUAAAGAUUGGAAAAUUAUUGAGGGAAGAUUUUAAUUUAAUAUAUAUACAUAUUUAUUGUACUUUUUAUUUACGUUUCGCUCAAUAAUUUUUCAAAACAAUAGAAUUUUUGCAUUUUUGAUUACCAAAUGUUUUUGUAAUUUAAUUGUACAUUUUUAUUGUAUUGAGGUGGCCGUAUGUAUAUUGAGAUAAUAUAUGUAAGCAGGCCUGUCAUCUCACAUGUAAAAAUUAAUGUACAUACAGAUAAAAUAUGUUUUGAUAUAAUUUGACUGAUUUAAAUAAAAUCCUGAUUCCUUGGAUAUUCCUUUUCUGUUACGUAUUUUUCGUUAUUUUAAUAAAUAAUAAAUAAACGUACCUGUAGGAUAUAUCUCGAACUUCCACUCAAAAUUCACUGGUUACAUUGAAUUGUAUUGCUCGCCCAGCAAGGUUUCCAGAUCUAAAUCUUUUCGAUUUUAUAUAUUUUAAUCAGGCACUCAUCAGCAGCUUUGGAUAAAAACUCGAAACACUUGUAAAUAAUUUAGAAUUAAUAUGGGAUUUUAUAUAAAAAAAAUGUAUAUAAUUUAAAAUUCGACUGAUAAAUAAAAUCCUCCGAUUCUUUUGAUACUCAUUUUGUAUUUUUCUUUAUUUUAAUAAUCAAAUGUUUAGGGUUUACAGGGUUUUACCCCUUGCCAGUCUUUAACAGACAUGUUGGAGAGGUAAAAAAAAACAACCUAAAUUCCAUUUUUCUCAAG
This is a messenger RNA of Psylliodes chrysocephalus, 6407 nucleotides long. The record is from the annotation of a GenBank genome assembly. Lineage: Eukaryota; Metazoa; Arthropoda; Insecta; Coleoptera; Chrysomelidae.